UUGGCAUGCGGCCGCGCGAUGAGAGCAUGCUCGGGAAGCUCCUGGGGCACAUGACGCGCAACGAGGACGACGACGACGAUGACGUCGCGCUGCUUGAAGACGCGCAGGCUGUGGCGGCCGUCCGCCCGUCGACGCCCCGCCUGCCGUACCUCGCCUGGGACGGCGACGCGGUGCGCCCGAGCAUGGCCCGUCCAGCGGCCGCGCCAAGCAUGAGCCCGCGGCCGCAGCGCGAGACGAUCCUCGUAACCGAAUUUGCCUUUCUCCACGCGUCCUUUGCACCACCCUUCCCGCUCGACCCGACGGCGCCUGAGCCCGCUCCGUCCACCUGCAGCUCCAGCGAGGCCUCGUCCUUACCGCGCACCUUGUCGUUUGGCGGCCAAAAGCUUCGUCGCAGCGUGCGCCAACUCGUGCACGAGAUCCAGACCGACGCGAUCGGGACCCGACCAAGCCCUGCUUCCGACGACGACGAGGAGGAAAAGACGAGCGAGCGGGAGCUGCACAUCACAUCCAGCGUCCGCAAUCUCGUCCUCAACCUGCGCCGCGACUGCGAGCGGCACUCGCUGCAGCCUACGACUGUCGACAGCAGCGUCCUUGCUCGGCACGUCAGCCGCCGGCGCGGCUACUCGAGCCCCAUGGAGUAUCAUCGGGGCCGGUCCACGACCGUCACGUCCUUGGCGUCGCAAUCGGCCCCGCACAAGGUCGAUUUUCUGCCGCGUUUGAUGUCCAACGUCACGACGUCGCUGCGUCGACUGAGUCUCAUGCGCGCCACGGCGCGGGCGCCGCUGGUCGAAGCCGACGCGAUCGACGGUGCGCGCUGGAAGAUCGUCGAGCUCGCCUUUCGCUUUGGCGGCCCCCAUCGGUAUUACCUCGUGCAGGCCGUCAACAUGUUUUACCCGCUGCAAAAGUUUGGCCGGCGCGGGUACCCGCACCCAACGCGACUGCUCUGCCACCAAUAUGGCACGCUGCAGUGGGAGCACAAGCGGGGCGGGUACUCGGCGCCAGUGGACCUUGCACUCGUCGAGCUCCUCGUCGACGGCCGGGCGACUGCCGUGUUCCAAAAGCAAAAGCGCGUCUCAAAACGCAACGAAGCGUGCUCGCUGAGCAUCGUCUUUAGCGACCGGACGCUGGAUCUUGAGACGAGCAGCGAAGACCACCGCGACUGGCUCAGCAGCGCCCUCCGCACGCUCGUGAAUUACGCCAAGAAGCAGCGCCGCGCCGAACACAUUGUCGUCAUGGAGGAAGACACCAAGCACCGCGCGCCCGUGAUGGCAUAAGAUCGGACCCCAGACAUUAUUGUACAAUAGAGUGGAUAGGAAAAAAGAGAGUUGUUGGUCCUCUGGACACCAGUAACAUGAGAGCAAAAGAGGUGGCGUAUGAACGCUCACCGAGCCACGCUUCCUUUAGACA
This is a messenger RNA of Saprolegnia diclina VS20, 1407 nucleotides long. RefSeq lists its product as hypothetical. Lineage: Eukaryota; Oomycota; Saprolegniomycetes; Saprolegniales; Saprolegniaceae. The transcript has a single exon. Bases 6 to 1274 code for a protein of 422 amino acids. The record is from RefSeq and is a predicted model, not a curated record.